UCUCGGCAUCGUUUCCUCCACCGCAUCCUCUCUUCGGAAACCCUAGAGAGGAUGCCGGCAACCCCUCCACCGGCGUGGCAGAUGCUCCCUGACGCCGGUGGCCAUUUCCAGUGGGCAGUCGCUGGUGCUAGCACCGAAUCUCGUUAUGAAGACUCGCGUGUAGCCCUAGCUUUCCUGCCCAGAAGGUCAGCCGAGCUCUCAUCUCCCAUCAAUGGCGGAUCUGUUCCUCAAAGUUUCCGCGGAGCUUCGGGAAGGAGGUGGUGGAGGUUGCGCUAAUGGCGCUCCGAUAUUCCGUACGGCUUCGGGGAAAUCCGUUUCGGUGAGGCAGAGCUCAAUCAGGAAGGCAGAGUCGGUUCUUGGAGAAACAGGGAUUCCAGAUAGAGGUGCUCUAAUGGAUCAAAAUUCUAGUGUUUGUGAUGGGGGGUUUCCGAAGUUCUGCACUGGAUCGGGAAAGUCAGUUACAGUGAGACAAUCUUCUAUCAGAAAAGCUGCUGUGGUUCUUGAAGGAGCUCCAAUGGUUCAAAAUUCUGAUGUUUGUGAUGCGGGUUUUCCAAUGUUCCGCACUGGAUUGGGGAAGUCAGUUACAGUGAGACAAUCUUCCAUUAGAAAGGCAGCUGCAGUUCUUGAAGGCGAGAAUUUGGACAUAGAUGAAAUUCUCAAGCCCUCAGAGUGUGGUUACAACAACAAUUCUGCACCUAUCUUCCAAAAUGGAUUGGGAAAGUCAAUUCUAUUAAAGCAAUCAUCAAUUAAGAAGGCAAUGUCUGUACUUAAGAACGUGGGAAGUUUUGAGACAGAUUUAGGUCUUGAGAACAGGAUAAAUGAUAGCUGCAGCUUCUCCAAUUCUCUAUUUCAGACAGGUUCUGGAAAGACAGUCAAUAUAUCUUCCGUUGGUCUGCUCAGAGCUGCUACUUUGUUAGGUGUUGAGGAAAAUCAUGCAUCCUCCUAUGGUUUUGCGAGUGACAUGAUUAGCUUCAAUUCUGGGGAGCCUAAAUCUGAAAAUGUAGAUCCUGAAGUCCUGGUUGAUGAAAAUCUCAGAGCUAAUGCCAAUAAUGGCCCUGAAGUAUGCAAAAAAUCUGAUUCUGCCAAGCCAACAAUAAAGUUCCACACUGCAGGUGGAAGAUAUAUUUCGGUUUCUACUGAUGCAUUACAACGCGCAAAAAGUCUUCUUGGUGAUGCGAAUUUUGGGGGUUUACAGGAUGAUAUGGAAGGAAAUAAACCAUUGAACACAUUUCUCAAAGAUGACAAAGCCUUUGAUAACAUUUCUUGGAAUAAAGAGAACUUAACUUUUGCAUCUUUUUUUCCAAAUGCUGAAAUUUGCAAAACCAAUAGAAGGAUGUCUCCUGGUGUGCAACCUUUCUCCAGUCAUAAACCCGGGGUUGUUGCAUUUGAUGGAGUACAUGCCUGUGAGCAUGUCACCAAGAUGCUUGAAACCAAAAGCAUUGAUGGGCCUCCUCUACGAAAGCUUGAAAGUAUAAGCAUCAGGAGAAGUUCCAUUUUGGAUGAUGCUUUUGGAACUAUUACAGCUUCCAGAACCAAUGGUGAGUCACUGGCUGAUAUUUCAAAUACCACUGGAACAGAACAUACUAGUAGAAAUUGCCGGACAAGUGAAAGGAAGAGACUUCGAAGAAGAAGCUCUAUCUCCCCAUUUAAAAGGCCACGUAAUUCUAGUUUCACUACUCCUUUGAAGUGCAAUUCCUCAGCCCAUGCUUCUGGUCCAUCUGUGCGAUUGCCAUCAAAAGAUUGUUCUUGCAGAAAAGGAAUUUCGACUCGUUAUCCAGUUCAAUUUAAACGAAAGACUAUUAAAGAUUUUUUUGGCAGGCCCCCUUUUCAUACCAAUUUGACUGGACAUUUGCCUGAUGAAGUAAAGCACAUUAGUGCAGAUACAGCAGAGAAAUAUCGAUUUCAUGAUGCAUUUAGUCUUGGUGAGAUUGGGCCAAGAGAAUUUCAUGCCAUGUUGCUGCAGUCUGGUGCUUCAUCAUCACGUCUAACUAAAGAAUGGGUUGCAAAUCAUUACAAGUGGAUAGUUUGGAAACUUGCGAGCCUUGAGAGAUGCUAUCCAGCUCAAGCUAACGGCAAGUACCUUACAGUUUCCAAUGUUUUGGACGAAUUGAAAUACAGAUAUGAGAGAGAAGUCAACUACGGCCAUAGAUCUGCUAUUAAGAAGAUUCUAGAUGGCGAUGCAUCUGCUGCUUCUGAGGUUGUUCUGUGCAUUUCAUCUAUCCAGUCUUAUUCUGACUCACAUAAUUGUAAGAUGGAUGAGAUAGCUGAACCGCAUGAUAUUCUAAAGCUUGGUAGUUCAGAUGCACCAGAAUCCUAUCAUGCGGCAAAAAUCGAACUCAGUGAUGGUUGGUAUGCAUUGGAUGCUCAAUUAGAUACUUCACUAGUGAAGCAACUUAUUCAUGGAAAGCUGUUUGUUGGUCAGAAGCUUCGGAUUGUGGGGGCUCACUUAUGUGGCUGGGUGGCUCCCAUUUCCCCCCUUGAGGUACACAGAACUGUUAGUUUAGUGUUAAGUAUCAAUGGUACAUACCGAGCACAUUGGGCUGAUCAUCUGGGAUUCUGUAAGGGCAUUGGAGCUCCAUUAGCGUUUAGUUGCAUCAAAAGUGCUGGUGGUAAAGUUCCUAGGACACUGGUUGGAAUAACACGUAUAUAUCCUGUUCUUUACAAGGAGAGGCUUCAAGAUGGUGGUUCUCUCGUGAGAUCAGAAAGGAUGGAAAAGGAAGUGCUCCGAUUGUAUGACCAGCGACGGUCCAGCAUCGUGGAGGAUGUUGUAUCCAAACAUCAGGAUUUUAUUGUGAACUGUGACGAUAGUGAAGAAGGGGCAAAAAUCUUCAAGAUCCUUCAGACUGCUGCUGAGCCUGAAGUAUUGAUGGCAGAUAUGACUUCAGAGCAGCUAAGUUCUUUUACAGAGUAUCAGGCAAAGCAUGAGGCAAACAGACAGUCUGAAAUACAUAAGAAGAUAGAGAAAGCUUUGGAAGAUGCUGGCCUUGGUGCACGGGAGGUUACACCAUUUAUGAGAGUGCGGGUAGUUGGAUUAACGAGUAAAGGUUCAUCCAAAAAGGUUCGCCCGAAAGAAGGCUUGGUAACAAUCUGGAACCCAACCGAAAAGCAGAAACAAGAUCUAGUCGAAGGACAGAUAUAUUGUGUCCGAGGAUUGAUGCCACUUCACUCUGUUUCUGAAGUCAUCUAUUUACAAGGCAGAGGGUCUUCCACUCUAUGGGAACUCUUAGCUCCUGAAGAGCAUGAGAAGUUUGAACCCUUUUUCACACCUCGUAAACCAGUCUCUUUGUCAAAUUUAGGCGACGUGCCUUUAGCAAGUGAGUUUGAUAUUGCUGCUGUGGUUGUGCAUGUUGGCGAGGUUUGUUUAUCUGGCCGUCAGAAAAAACAGUGGGUGUUCAUGACAGAUGGGUCCUGGGGUAGCUCUGACUCAGAGUUUGAGGGACCUUAUAGUUGCCUGCUUGCUGUUAACUUUUGCGGCCCCAUUUUGAAUGAUGAUUCGUCUUCCUUAAUCAGCCAUAACUUAUCUGGAACGGUGGUUGGCUUCUUUAAUCUUGUCAAACGAGCUAGAGACCAAAUGAAUCAUCUUUGGGUAGCAGAAGCCUCAGAAAAUUCCAGUUAUUCUGUAUAUAGUAGCCUCUCAACCACUUCUCACCUUUACAAAACUGGAGAGUGCGCUCAGAAAUGGGCAAAAAUAUCUUGCUCGACAAUCCAAAAACUAAGAGAACGGGUUUUAUGCAUUAUCCAGGGUCACUAAUAAUAAGAUUCUGAAAUUGUUUAGCACUUCACAGUUGGUUUGCGGCUUCCGACUGGGUUGCUGGACUUUUUUGGUUUUUCUCAUGAACAGGAUAUGGUGCCCUGAGAAAAGCUAUCAAAAGUUGUACUUCUUGAUGCACCUCCAGGAAUUCUAACGCCAGUAACAUUCUUUCCUGCUUCAAGUUGAGCAUACAUGAAAAAAGUUACAGUUUUGGCUGUAAAUGUUCACAUUUUUUUUUGCCAGAACUCUACUGUAUAACAGCUCAAGAAAAUAUUUAUCAAUCAAAACACAUACAGGGUUGCUGUUUU
Dioscorea cayenensis subsp. rotundata (Guinea yam) is the source of this 4059-nucleotide messenger RNA. Its product is annotated as protein BREAST CANCER SUSCEPTIBILITY 2 homolog B-like. The record is from RefSeq and is a predicted model, not a curated record. The coding region runs from base 212 to 3751 and encodes 1179 amino acids. NCBI's taxonomy places the organism in Eukaryota, Viridiplantae, Streptophyta, Magnoliopsida, Dioscoreales, Dioscoreaceae. Gene Ontology annotation, biological process: regulation of DNA-templated transcription; double-strand break repair via homologous recombination. The transcript is spliced from 25 exons.